AUGAAGUUCACGAGUCUCACCAUCGGGUGCCUUGCCGCCAUUGCAAUCGCCGACUCGAUAUGCGCAGGCGAUAAAUACGAUCAAGGUUAUUGCCAAAUCACAAGCGUAGAAACCAUCGACGACGCCGACAUCACGCGCACGAUUGCAGAUUGCGAGCGGCUAUGCGAAAACAUAGCCGACCAUGACGGAGACUGGCACGUCGACCUUACGGGCACAUCUAACAAUGUCACUCUCAUUAAUAUCAAUCACUGCCGUCUCAAACUUGCCUGGAGCAUGGACCAGGACGACCUGCCCGAGUUUCGCGUUGCUAAACAGGACAUUUUGGAUCUGGUGGAUGGUGCCAUUAUCUUUGCGGAAGCGGAAGGAGUCGACUGGGUGUUCUUAAAGGGUAAUAUGACUUGCGAUGGAAAGGAUGUCAGUUGGUGGGUGGCAUAA
This is a messenger RNA of Pestalotiopsis fici W106-1, 435 nucleotides long. RefSeq lists its product as uncharacterized. The record is from RefSeq and is a predicted model, not a curated record. NCBI's taxonomy places the organism in Eukaryota, Fungi, Ascomycota, Sordariomycetes, Amphisphaeriales, Sporocadaceae. The transcript has a single exon. Bases 1 to 435 code for a protein of 144 amino acids.